AUGCCAACCAACCGUGAAUACUCUGUACGAGGUGACAUUCCAUCAUGUCCUGCGGCACCUAGUGUAUUUGUCACUACCAAGUCUACACAUGAGACCAGAUUCCACUUCCAGGAUUUCGAGUACGCAUUCCACCCUGACUCAAUGUAUGUUCAUUGCAAUGCCACGUUUUGUCAUAGCAAUGACUACUCACGGGACUGUGAGCCUCGUUGUAGCAACAGGAAGCGAGUCGGGAUUAUGGAUCAAGAUGAUGAACCUAUUGAAGGUGUUGGACCAAUUAGUUAUGCUGAAGAUGAAGCUACAGUUGUUUUUCAAAAAGGUUCAGAGGCGUUGAAUGCAGGAAACAAUCCGGAAGUAGAAAACAAGGGAAACAAGCCUUUGUACGUCGUUGGAGUCGUCGUUGUAGCAGUGGCAAUGGUUGCCAUUUUGGUUGUGAUGUCAAUAUAUUUCAGAUCAAAGAGGCGACAAAAUGUACAGUCUAAAAUCGUGUAAACAAAUAACUUGUGUUUCAUGAACUCUAUUGUUUUAACUGAAAUAUGAACUAAAUUUUCUCUAUGAAUAAUUGUAUUUUAUAUUUGAUGAUGAUUUUCAAUUUGUGUUUGAAG
Mytilus trossulus (common blue mussel) is the source of this 602-nucleotide messenger RNA. RefSeq lists its product as uncharacterized. Gene Ontology annotation, cellular component: cell surface. The coding region runs from base 1 to 489 and encodes 162 amino acids. The record is from RefSeq and is a predicted model, not a curated record. NCBI's taxonomy places the organism in Eukaryota, Metazoa, Mollusca, Bivalvia, Mytilida, Mytilidae. The transcript has 3 exons.